AUGAUCAAAAACAUUGCGACAUUGGAAGGUCAAGGGUAGGGCUAAGCUAACAGCGUCAAAAGAACAGAAAACACCGAACUAAACAAAAAACACCUGUGAGGUAUGCAAACAGAAAGCGAAACUGCAGCUGCCUAUCUGUUUCGACGACAAAAACACCACAGAGAGCGUUCGCCAGUUGAUCACAGACUGCUGGCCGCCUACAACGUUCGAGGCGGGGAAUGUCUUUGGUCUGGGUCAUUUUGCUCGGUCUCCUGGCCUGUGAGAGAAACACCUUUGGAGCCCUACCCGGAGCCAAAUCCACUCACUGUCGUCUACGUAGCACUAGCCUUCCGGAGCUCAAAACAACGGCCGUUGGGCGUCAGUCAUCACAACGGCUUGUGCCCAUUACCAAUUCACAUAAAACUGCCAUAACGGAAAAGAAUCGGCUUGGUGAACCAUUUAAUAACUCUAUUUCGACAACUGAUAGGAUAAAGUACAACAUAUGGCACGCACUGAGAGCCGAUGGAAAAGAGAACCUCUAUAUACUCUUUUUUGCCAUAUAUAUUAGCUACCUUGUGUAUGUGCUAUUCUAAGUCCGUGAUUUAUUCAAUAAAAAUCAACGUCAUCGAAGGUGCCUCCUGCUA
Drosophila santomea is the source of this 623-nucleotide messenger RNA. RefSeq lists its product as uncharacterized. The record is from RefSeq and is a predicted model, not a curated record. Lineage: Eukaryota; Metazoa; Arthropoda; Insecta; Diptera; Drosophilidae. The coding region runs from base 219 to 572 and encodes 117 amino acids. The transcript has a single exon.